Messenger RNA from Varroa destructor (honeybee mite), 10081 nucleotides. RefSeq lists its product as uncharacterized. Lineage: Eukaryota; Metazoa; Arthropoda; Arachnida; Mesostigmata; Varroidae. The record is from RefSeq and is a predicted model, not a curated record. Gene Ontology annotation, biological process: animal organ morphogenesis; tissue development. Gene Ontology annotation, molecular function: protein binding.
UUUAGCAAUUUUCAUCACCCAGUAGCCUGUGGGAGUGUGUCUCGGUCCAGCGGAGAGACAUCAAUCUCUCAAGGGCCAAAUGUGCUAUGUGAUAACGGUUGGGCGAGGUGGUAGAGAGAUCACAGCACGCGUCUAGAAGCGCGUUUGAGGAACAAAGUAUUCGAACGGUGUUAUAGCACGACUAAAGAUACAGGCGUCCACUGCUACGACGCUUGUAGGUAGCGGGCUAGUCUCACAUCUAAGCACUGUCUUAACGGUUCUUGGCAUUUGCUGCAUGCCACAGGAAAAACGAGGAGGACGUGCUUAAAGAGAAUGUAGCAAGGAAGAACGAAAUAUAGGGGAUGAUUAGCUUUUCGAAAUUGUGAUUUGCGACAAACCUUUUGCUAGUGGCAGUCAUCGUCGUCGUCGUCGCCGCCGCCGCCGCCGCUGUUGUGGCAGUCGAUGUAGCGCUCUUAUGUUUUGCGCGGGCUCUUAUCUCUGCUAGGCGAAAGUAUGACAUAGAGAUUAUAGAACAGAAAAAAGAUCGACCGCCAAAAAAAUCCCCCUUAUAAUGACGCAGUUGUUACUGAUGACGGUGCUCCAGCUUAAACUCCAGCAGUAGUUCAAAAAUGUGCGGCUGUUGAAAAUAGUGGAUACGACACGGGUCACACAAUGCGCAGUGCGAAUCAACCUGAGGAUGGGAGAAGUUCGUUGAGAAAGCAACGUCACGGUGCCACAGCUGAACUAUCGAUGGUGUGACUGCAGGGAUACACUGUUUUGCUAUUGUAUUGGACAAACGUUUAAAAAAUACGCCGAGAAAUUACUGCCGGAAAACUGUUGGGCAACUACGUAGAUACGAAAAUCAUCGUAUGGACAUAUUAAUGGAUGGACUCCCAUCGCUGUACAACUCAUGAUAACAACUGGCUGUAACUUUGUGCUGUUUCAAUAUGUAGCUAUCGGCUGCCUAUCGCUUUGACAUUAUUACUAUAACAGGAAAGUAGCGGCUAAACGGGAAGUACUACCCUGCUCGUUAGGACUCUUAUUGCUGAAGAGAGAUAAACUACCGUUGAGCUUCUGUAUUUCUUUUCAACGCAGGCGCAGACACCUCUUCCAUUACACGCCUAGAAUGGCUGUUACGUUCUAAGAGCUAAAAUCAGCGGUUUCGCUGCUAUGAUACCGACGAUACCUUUCAUCUUUCAGUAUAAUAGCUUGUGUUAAACCAGGACAAAGCGGCAUCAUGAGCCUUAUUCCCUUUUCGCUAGUGAGAAGCCAAAUAGGCGGCCACACGGGGCAAUGAUCGUUAACGGCGUGCAGCAGCUGCCAUGAAGUGACACCCGCAACAGCUGUUGACUUCGAGGUUGUUGACGUUCCCAGUUCGGUUGCCGAACGAAAAGGCCACUGUCGCAAAGCUAAACGCGGGAAACUAGAGAAAGCUGGACUGACUGUAAAACGCGAAGAUUUUGUUAGCUCGUAACAGGGGGCCUCUGCAGCGCUGUCCACAGAGACGGCGGCUAUCGUUAAGCGGCCGAUGAAGGCCUUUUAACUAAGCAACGUAAGCAAAGUACACUUUUCGGCUGAUUCACUGCCGGAGAUUUAAAAAUUAUUGAUACGACACCGCUGAGGGUACAAAACGACAGCACACAUCUAUCGACAACAACUUGAAUAGAUAUGAGUAGUAAUAACGUCGAGCAAAAACAAAUUAGGAAAGGAAAUAUAGAAGUGAACGACAGCGCAACGUGGAACAAUUUCUGUAGUAAAAGAAAAACUUAGAAUAAACCAUUUGUUUAUGAAACUACCAAUUAUAUGAAUAUAUAACAAGUCGAACAUUUCUGUAUCAAUAUCCUGAAAAAUGCUGAAUGUUCAACGUAUAAUGAGUUAUAAAAAAAAUCAACUUUCACUCAAAGGCUUUCUAAUUAAAAUUAAACAACAAUUCACGCUUUCAAAGAAAACAAGUGAGCUAAAAAGCAGGUAAAUUUUUGGCGCCCAGUUUUGCCGCUAAUGCCAAGUGGUGAUUUUUUCGAACGCGCAAAGCGCACGGCCGGCGUCAGCAACAGCAAGCGCUACCAUCUACUGAGCGAUCAAGUCGAGUACCGAAUGUUCUCUGGGUAGAGGACACCUGAGCAUAACUGCAGCGACAACAGACCCAGAGGUCCUCCUUUACUGCGGUAGCCGUUGAUAUUUUGCUAGUCACUGCCGCAACUGCUUACGGAGGUUAGUUUUAACCUCGUUGCUGACAGGACUCCCCGUGUAGUUCAUGCUAGGACUGCUAACGCCACAGUCCGUGACCCGUGAGUAGGCCCUUUCGCUCCAUUUCACCCCACUCGCCACACACGGCCAAUCCUCAAUAUAGUCACCCUCGCCAACGCCAACUUCCCCCGGCUGCACCAACAUGAAUCAUCCCUUGGAACAACUGCACUGCUCCCCUGUCCCUACCACUGCUGAUGCCGCUCUAAGUCCGGCGCAACUCACCGCCGCCACCCCCAAGUGAGUCUGGCCCACUCUAGCAGGAAGGUACGUGUGACUCAAUACAACAGAUUCAAUUGUGCUUAAUACUACCGCUGAGGAGUAACUGCGGCUUCGAAUGACUCUUCGUUAAAAACAGACUCCGCUGUGCUCUGCUGCUGCACAAGUUCUGUCUGUGCAGAAUCAAAAAUACGACGAACGUUGUCUUAAACUUGUGCGAGUACAUACUGCCCAGACCCUGCACCUUUAGACGAACCAAGUGGUACCAAUAGUCGAAAUUUCGAAGCACCUAGAUUCACUAGAAGUUCUCCAUCUAUCGAGCAUUUUAUUUUUAGAAGAUUUCAUUCAUUGGUUAUUUGCAAUGCUGGGGUGCUCAACGAACGAGCUGCUAAAUAAACAGUGGCUAUAUCCAGCCGGGUAUUCUUCUUAGAGAUUCUACAAGCAAACUAGUUUCUAACGCGUCCAACAAAGCCUGUUUCGUCGCAAGCGGCAUGGCGAUGAGUAACACAUAAAAGACGAAACAAAGAAGGGUAAAAAUGAUGGUUGUGAAGUCAGAAGCGAACCACGGAGAGCGCUGAGUAUGAUGACCGGCUGCGGUGAUAAACUUGUACGAUAUCUUUAAGAUCGAAGACGAGGGAGAAGCCGAGAACCAAAGAGGAUAAUACUACUGUGAACAGAAUUGAACACUCGCUCAUAUUCAUUGCACACAUGGUCAUCUUUGUAGAAAUGCACUGGCUAGAGAGAAGGAUAGCCAGAAACCAGGAGCCAAUGAAGAAUUUUCGUCGCACAAAUGAAAAAACAUCUCCGUUUUAGACUCGAGAUCAUGCCACCGAAGCAUUAUACCGGUAACCGCUAAAAGGUCAUCUAUCUGACCCCACAACCAAAAGUAGACAGACAAGCAGGCCGACAGGCCAUAUUAGUUCCGUUUUUUGUCUCCUAGGACAGCUCAUUAUUAUGGUGCGCCUCAGGGCGUGAAUAUUGCUCCUGUUCACGUCCGUACUUCGUCGACGGAUUAGCGAAGUGUGAAGUCAUCAACUAAGGUUGUUGCUAUACACACACUUUAGCAUCAUCAACGACAACAACAAACGAUCUCUGUCAAAGAAUAAAAGAAGGCGCUGAAAACGUUAGAACCAGUUUGUUUCCGUGAGCCAGUGGUUCAAUCUAAGUUUCAUUCGAACAGUUAUUACCAUCAGCAGCGUUGUCUCGUGGAUUUCCACAAACGGAUAUAGUGUGUAUGUAUUGCAGAUGAAGAAGACCGCCUGAUCUGUUAUUUGUUAUUAUUUUGCGUCUCGAAGCCGACGAGCAUUGCCGUUCGUGGCUGUCAAUCGCUAUACGCUGGCAACUAGACCACGCUGUGCUUAGCAUCAGCAUGGUAGUGCCAAGCUCGUGCCGCCCGGUCUGCAGUCGCGAUUUGAUUGCUGGUAGUAUCUUUAGAGGUAGCCGCAACUGCUACUGCCUGUGCUUUAGUAGACAGCAGCUGUCAUUGUUGAGGCUAAUAGGCGGCGUGGCCCUUAUCCUUUUAGUUGACGGGGCAUGGAGUGCUAGAGAUGGCAGCUAUCAACGAGACUUUCGGCCCAGCACCUUGGUGUCUAUACUCCCACCACCGCGGGACGUGUUUGUUGAUUCCGUAGAAGAGUCAUCAUUCCUUCUCCGCUGGAAACCGCCAUAUGCACCGAAACAAACAAACGCUAAACUUAUGGGCUACAUGCUUUCGUGGUCGCCGGUUACAUCUAGACAUCGCGUUCAUGAUGAACGUACAGUUAUGCUUCCGGCUGUGGUCACUUCGAAGUUGGUGUCUAACCUCAGCGAGGCUACCGAAUACGCUGUAGUACUUUCUGCUGUGUACCCCAACAUCCAGACCUCGCCGGCUCCAAAACUGAUUAUCCGGACGGACUACGCUGUCAACGAGCUGCCCAUAGCCGAUGACACCUUUGUAGACCACAAAAUUGAGUGCAACUGCUCGGAGCCGGGUAUGUUGGCCUGCACCCGGACAUCGUUAGAUUCCGUCGAGUGCGCCUGCUACGAAGGAUACCAGGGACGUUGGUGCGAGCGCUGUUCCCCAGGAUUCGUGAAGGAUGUAAAAGAGUGUGUCAAGUGUCCUUGCUCUAACAUUACGUCAACCGGCGUCUGCGACGUCGAUCCCAGAACGGGCAUACCACGUUGCGAAUGCCUACCAGGGCAUCGGGGUGCAGAAUGCAAUCAAUGCAUGCCGGGUUACCACCGGCGUAGUGAGUCGACAGGCUGUCGACCAAUCAACUGUCUGAGCUAUUCACUCUGCCAGGAGGAGCCUGAUAGGCCGGGCUGUCAGGACUGUGACUUCAGCGUGCAGUUACACGAGUCGUUCUCGCCGGUCGCUCAGAAAAGCAACGCCGAUCCGUUCGCCCAAGGAACUCUGACGGUGAUCGCCAUCUUGUCUGGAUUCUGUUUUCUUCUGUUCGCAGCCACGCUGGCCACAUGCUAUCAUCAUCGGAGAAGGGCGGGUCUUGUUGCUCUUAGUAACUCGCCAACGUACUGGAACGCGAUGCCGCCGGACGCUCAACAGACGUUCGACUGCAACGAGUAUAUCCAGAUGGGUCCGGCCAACGGCACACUUCAUCGAAGGGAAAAUGAAGGCUAUGGUGGCUAUCAGGCAACAACUAAAUUAGCAAUGCAGCUCGUAAAUCAGCAGGGUGACCGGCCUUCCGACUACUCAACGCGUGCGCGGCACGGUUCUUUGCACCGUGGGGCGUCUGCAGUUUCACACGCUGCCCAUGACCACAUCGAUACAAUGGUUUCAUUGGAUAAUAAUGACACGACGCCCAAGGUCGCACGAGCCAGCAGCGAAGACUUUUGCUUAUAGAUUGCUUAUAUAGUGCAGCAAUCCUUCAUCAUAGGGUGUGACGGACACGCCUGGCAGGUGACUGAGAUGCCGGCACAUUCUGCAUGCAUCCUGCUCUCUCAUAUGCGCCGCUAUGCGCUUACGUUAGUUCUCUCGACUGUAGCAUGCAUUGUGCAACUCGGCAAGCAGCCUGCACGGAGAAUCUAAAGCGCCGUCAAGGCAGAAAUCGCAAAUUGCUGUGGGAAGCUUCUCUUCUGCCUCGUCCUCACAAAGCGAACGUACGAGUGCAACUUCCUUUGAUUAGUCACGGGGCGCCCUGACUGCUUAUCCAGCUAGUCAGUCAAUUCGUGUAAUUCAAGUAUACAUACGUAUAACGUUAUGAUGCGUGAACAACGGGGCAAUGCUUGUCUGCUGUCUUGUCUGUCUUUGUAUCGUAAGUGCGUUAGAUCCCGCGUCUUAUAUAUGACGAUGGUGAGCCACGAUUCUGGGCAGCUCGCUUUGCCAAUGGGAAGGGCGUGGGACGUGGGACCAGAGCUCAGGCCAGGCCGUUUCUUUGUUGCAAGCGACAGGAGGUCUGCUGCGAGGACACAACGCGACGUCCAUUACAAGCGUCCUUCUGCCGACGGCGGUCUGUGAGGUCUGAAAGGUACACGUACAGUACGCCCAUUGGAGAAUACGGCUAUGAAAGCAAGCUGCCGCCAAGUCACAACAGCGUAAUUACUAUUUAUUGCGCCUUUGGGAUUCAAAGCUUAUGGGACGGAGGUAAAAAGGGGUCUGCGGGAUAUAAAGGGAAAGCAGAUAGCAGUGGACCAUCGGUUCAUUGCCGCUGCAUAUCCGAGAGACACUCCCGUUUGUAGCUUGCUUCGCGAGUUUCGCGGCGAAGACAGAUUAGCGUUUAGCUACUCUUGAACCCCAAGUCUGAGUGGAUCGUUCUUGAAGGCAAGUAUAGAACGAGGCCAAAUUUGGCCCUCCGAAUACGUAUUCCCUUCGACGAGGACUAACGUCACGCAUACUUACAUUGUUUGCUACCCUCACACCUGUAAAACGGGGACGCUGAGUACUCCAGGUGAAGUAACUCAGGUGUUCAGAAGCGACUCAGUCAAAAUAGACCAGAUAAGAAACCGGAACUAAAAAACAACAGUUACCUCUUUCACAUCUUAUAUAACAGCGGACUCAACAAUGGAAAUAAAGAAGAAACGAAACCAAAUACCCCUCAGUCGGUACAUGCUUACAUAUAUGUGGGCGGUAACACAAAAAAGGAUGCAAGCGGCAGUACGGACACAUAUAGAUAACGACAGAAAGUAAAAGGGGGGCCGAAUAAGCAAUGACAAGUGUUCUAUUGAAACUUAUCGAAGUCAAAAAUGAUAUAUACGAGGCAGGGAGACAAAGAAAGAGAUAGGGAUAUAUGCACUGCACUUGAGCAAAUACUAUUAUAGUACGAGUUAAUAAAUGACCGUUGAGGUUAAGUAUGCAUGAAAGUAUUAUUACUACUCAAAUGAUACCCAUAAAUAGAUAUAUGCAUGAUACAUUAUAUAUAUAGCAAGUACACAGAGUAUACAUCCUAUCGCUGCGAAUACACAUGUACAUACAUACAGAUAAAUCUUCAUAGGGUAAUUACUGCCUCCUGUCGAUGUUGGAAUUGCGUCGAAUUUUUCAUGCGUUAAACGACAGCAACAACGGCAACGGGAAAUCAUUGAACGGACGUAAUAACGAGUCGCUGAAAAACUAUAUCUUACUAUAGAAACGUGUAUGGAAGAUUGCUGCAUGGUCACGAGAUACGCUAAGGGAUUCAUUUAGUUAGCUUGUUUGCAUAUACAAUAUGCAUCGGUUUUUGAUUGUAUAGGUUGGGUCGACUUUUAUAAUGUGAUUUUGUUAUUCAAACGACUCCACCUUAAUGUUUCUAUAGGCAUCUUUCCUUACUACUCACCUGCUACCUACCCGUAAGCUAGCCAUUCAAAAACGUAAGGCACAGAAGUAUGAUUGCAUCAGUAAACUAUCUGUUGAUCUUCAUUACCUAUGUUGUGCAUGUGGUCCAGCGUAGGACGCACGACAGGGACUGACGAUGCUAGAGCCAGCGGUUUAUUUCAGUUCCCUCUGGCAGAACAUCACAAGCGCUAUCGUGUGGGAACCUUUACACUGCUUAGGGAAAUAUUAGUGGUGAUGAGAGCAUCGGGGUGGCGUAAGCAAAGGCGACGAAGCCGCCGGUAGAGGCGUUUGUUGUCGUUGCCGUGGCAGCUGGUUCUUCGCUUGGCGGGAUGACGUUUCCACCUUUGUUGAGCUGCUAAAUCCGCCUAUCGUCUUUUCGCCAGUUCUUCUCCGUCAGCGAUCGUUGUUUCGGUUCGUUGUCGUUUGCCCCUGUUCCCGUGUAUCUCUCAACAUUACCCACUUCCGGAUCCCUUGCCUAGUUCCUUUUCCAGCAUUCUAUCCCAUACGUCCGAGCACUGUCGUAGUCACCACACCGCCUCUUUCUACUCUAAGGGCAAGAGGAGUUUCGUCAGUUCUUCUCACUUGUGUAUCGUUUCGAAAAAUAUGACCCUUGUUCUUUUUUCGGUCCCUGUGUUUGCAGUGACGGCAAAGGCUCCCUUAACCCCACCUUACCCUUCUGCUUGCUCUCCUGCUUUGUCGUCGCCGUUCCUUUCCUAUUUCUCUUACUCGCUCGCUCGCUCGUUUUGCGUUUUUCGUCUGUCAAAGGCAACCGUUACCGAUGAUACUUCGCCUGCCUUCAUAACAUAGUACUUUUGCCGGAGUUACCCCGCACUCUCUGAACUUUCAUGCAAUGGGGCCUGAAUUCCACCACUUUCCUUGUGCCGCUUACUCGCUUGUUCAGUUUUCUGGCCCAUCGUUCAAGCCUUUGGCCUGACCCAGGCCAUUUGCUCCUUCCUUCGUUUAGUUCCCGGAUCGGUUUGCCCCUGGGGCACAUCCUGCCAUCCAUGCCCUUGAAUCCCGUCAUUCACCGUCAUCCUCUUCAGUAAGACAGUGGCGCUGGCGGCGACAAACGAAACCGCCGCGGUAUUGGCUGUGCCGUUAGGCCCAGUUUUCAACCCCCCAGCGUCAAGAGACUCGAUUAGGACCUUGAAACUACAUAGACGUCCUAGCCAUUCCACAACCAGCUCCACUAAACUUGAGCUGGCUAAUAAGUCCAGAACUUUCAAACGACCUGAGGAGCACUCAUUCAGACACAUAGACAGGCACAUGUCACACGACGACAGCUACUUAGAAAGGCUGGGCAGUAUCGUGGUUAGUUUGUGGCCGUCUUACCUAUAAUCGUCGAUCCUCAAUUAAUAAAGACUCCCUCUUCCUAGAAGCAGAAUUGAUAGCCAAAUUCUUCGAUUCGGAUGACGUCUACAUACGCGCAGGGAACGUCCCCAUCUUUUCGUGUCCUCUAAAGUACAUGACAUAACAGACCCAGCCAAGCCUGUAUCAACAGGUAGUUUUGCCUGCCUAGUGUCUCAAUGGUAGCAGUGCAGCAAUAAAAGUGGAAGAUUUCCUGUAAAUAAAAGUGCAGCAAUCAAAUAAGGCACAAACUUUUCCUGUGAAAAAUUCGCUGACCUAACCCCUUAGCUAUGUCACGCAAAAAGGUGAUCACGGCUUUUGGAGAACGAAACAUUUGAUUCAGUAAAAAAUAGCCGCUUGUCGAUACUACUUGCGUAAGUGGCUGAUACUGUGAAAGGAUCGAGUUGAACCAGGAAGAAGAGCAUCACGGGUUAAAUAGACGAGCCGGAUUCUGGAUUAAUCAGUAGUUCAAUUCAAUAGGGUAGCAGCCAUACGUACAUUGCAAAUGUCUACCGUGUAACGCUGAUGUUACGGAGAUAAAUUACUAACGAUACGUAGCACAUCCCUGUACAGUUGCAAGCCUUGUUUAUACCUUUUUACGUAAAGCUGGUGCUCAGUAUACCAGGAUGAGUAUCAGAGAGACUGAACCUGUUGAUUAUUGUAGUUGAUUGAGUAAGUGUCAAGAAAAGGACGCUUUAUCACAGCCAUUAGGACAGCAGAAAUCUGAACGAAUAUACAUAAGUGAAUAAAGCCAAUGUCAAUGUAUAGAACGAUAUUAUGUACCAUAUUGUAGUAGAAAUUACAGUAUCACUAAAAAAAAAAAAUAUGUAAUGUUUAACCCUAUUCAUUAAAAAUGGCCAGCUAAAUCUGUGAUCACCAGAUAAAAAUAGCUGAAUGUCUGUUUCACAGCGUAAGCUUGUCGUCAAUAGGACAAGAUGACCUUAUACAUACAUAAAUAUCAAGCAUUAAUAACAACAACAACAUACAAUGGAAAUGGCAAUACUACACAGAUGCUACGGAGAUUAUGAGAACGACACAAACAGCUAACAUAUCUCUUCUCGCCAUCAGCCACACCAUUCCUGAAUGGUGAUUGAUUCUGACUACACAGUCAUGCUACUGUUACUAUGAUUGAAUGAUGAAAUGGCAUCAAAGAUCGUCAUCAAAUAUGGAGUUUAUACAUAUACGAUUCGGAAUAUUGAAAAUGGAUAAAAAAAAGAAAAAAAAAAAUAGAGUGACUGUGGAGCCUAAAUUCAAAGUAAUUCACAAUACUAAAAUUGUAUCAAAAAUAAUUCAACAUUAAAUUGUACUUAUGGCCAGGUAACUAACUAUCAAACACGAAGGACAGAAAAACAGUCGAGAGUUACACAGCAAGAAAAAAUGUAGCCGUUUUUCCACAGAGUGAAAAAUGGAAAAAAGAUAACCAAUUGUGUGAUGGGGUGUGUUAUUUUUGUGACAUAUAGGCAAUGAGGAAAAAUAUUAUAUAAACGGCAAUUAGCACGACGACGAUGAUAAUGAGGAAGGUAAAGCUGAAGGAUAAACCCAAAAAUA